Lolium rigidum is the source of this 1305-nucleotide messenger RNA. RefSeq names its product cysteine synthase-like. Gene Ontology annotation, cellular component: cytoplasm. The transcript is spliced from 7 exons. NCBI's taxonomy places the organism in Eukaryota, Viridiplantae, Streptophyta, Magnoliopsida, Poales, Poaceae. The record is from RefSeq and is a predicted model, not a curated record. Bases 70 to 1095 code for a protein of 341 amino acids. Gene Ontology annotation, molecular function: cysteine synthase activity.
CCCAGCGCCUUGGAAGAGCUGGAGCGGGAGGCAUCAAUAGUCAACAGGCAGAGAAAGGUGAGGGGAGGUAUGGCAAUGGCAGCGGAGGAAGAGGGGAGGAAAGGCAUCCCGUCUCUCCUCUCCUCCCGGGAGGAGAACAUCGCCUCCAACGUCACCGAGCUCAUAGGUUGGACGCCACUUGUAGAAAUGAAGAACAUUGCUAAGAAAGACGGCAUCAAAGCUAGGCUGGUUGGGAAGAUGGAAGCAUACCAACCCCUUUGCUCGGUUAAGGACAGGAGUGCUCUCCGAAUGAUCGAAGAUGCAGAGGAGAAGGGCUUGAUCUCUCCUGGUGUUACGACACUGAUCGAGCCAACGAGCGGCAAUAUGGGGAUUGGAUUGGUGUUCAUCGCUGUUCAGAAAGGCUACAGGUUUAUCGCUGUCAUGCCCGCAAAAUAUUCACUUGACAAGCAGAUGCUAUUGAGAUUUUUGGGUGCUGAACUGAUAUUAACAGAUCCUGCAACUGGGUUUAAGGGAAUGAUUGGCAAGGUGGAGGAGCUGAUGAAGACUAUACCAAAUUCUCACUGUCUUAAUCAAGUAACCAAUCCAGCAAAUCCAGAUGCGCACUUCAAAUGGACCGGACCUGAGAUAUGGAAGGACACAGCAGGCAAAGUGGAUACGUUUGUCGCCGCUGUUGGUACAGGAGGCACAUUGACAGGUGUAGGUAGGUACCUCAAGAUGAAGAAUCCAUCCAUAAAGAUAGUGUGCGUGGAACCUUCAGAAAGCGCUGUAAUUUCAGGUGGUUCACCAGGGUCACACAAGAUUCAGGGUACAGGGGCAGGUUUCAUACCGGAGGUCCUGGACACAUCGGUCAUCGAUGAGGUCGUGACGGUAAGCACUGAGGAAGCUAUGGCAAUGUCUAGGAGGCUGGCCAAGGAGGAGGGGCUGCUGGUUGGCAUAUCCUCCGGAGCAAACGUAGCUGCCUGUAUGAAGAUUGCAGAGAGAGAAGGGAACGAGAGGAAGAUGAUUGUUACCAUAUUCCCCAGCGCCGGCGAGAGAUACAUGAACUCUGAUCUCUUUGCACUUGUUAGGGAGGAAUGUGACAACAUGAGCUUUUGAUGCAUUGGGCAGCUCUCAUUUGCAUGUAACAGUUCCAGCAAAUGUGCUAUUUUUUUUUCCUUUGUAACAAGUGUCAGCCCAAGGUCUCUUCUUUCUCUUGGUGCUAAGCAGAGCUUGCCUUGUUGACCGAAAGAGAUGGUAUGCCAAUAAAAGCUUGCUAUCUUUUCCGUAGGAUAAUAAUAAUAAUUUAAUACAGGGUCCACUUUACUA